AUGAAUUAUCAAUUAAUUGAAUGGUACCGAAAAAAUCCAGAUAAAGGCCCUGCUUGUGAUAUUUUAUUUGGUGAUUUUAACCAGCAUCGUUUAUCACAGAAAUUAAUAAGUAUUAUGAUGUCAACCGAUGGGAAACCAUUAACAACAUCAAAUAACUCAUCAAUCUGGCCGGUGGUCGGUAUGAUUGCACAAAUACCUCAUCCCAUCAGAGAGUAUCAGAAGAACAUUAUGCUUUUUGGACUAUGGCAUUCAUGUGUGUCUCCUAACCCAGAUCGUUUGCUAUCUUCCAUUGUACAUGAUCUCAUGGUUCUGCGUGCUGGUGGUUUAACGAUCGAUGUGGGAACAGAAAGUAAUUAA
Molecule: messenger RNA, 357 nt
Organism: Rotaria sp. Silwood1
Lineage: Eukaryota; Metazoa; Rotifera; Eurotatoria; Philodinida; Philodinidae
Source: the annotation of a GenBank genome assembly